AUGGGUUUCAGUCUCAACAACCCCCUGCCCUCUUCCAUGAGCAGCGAAUGUCGCAAGACAGGAAAGAUUCUAGCAUCCUUUGUCGACCCCAGACAAGCCUUUGGACCCGACAAGAUUAUUCCCCCGAAUGUUCUCGCCAAUGCAAAGGGUCUCGCGAUUCUCACAGUAUUCAAAGCUGGCUUCCUCGGCACAGCGCGAUUUGGUUCAGGUGUCGUUGUCGCUCGUCUCGCUGACGGAUCGUGGUCGGCGCCCACAGCCAUCGGAACCAUCGGCGGCGGCUUCGGCGGACAAAUUGGUUUCGAGCUCACCGACUUCGUCUUCAUCCUGAACGAUGCAUCGGCAGUGCGUACAUUCGCGCAGGCAGGAUCUUUGACACUCGGUGGCAACGUCUCUAUUGCAGCGGGGCCAGUUGGUCGCAAUGCCGAGGCUGCCGGCGCGGCAAGCUUGAAGGGCGUAGCGGGCAUCUUCAGCUACAGCAAGACCAAGGGACUUUUCGCGGGUGUCAGUCUGGAGGGAAGCGGUAUCAUCGAGCGGAGAGACGCCAACGAGAAGCUGUACGGCCGCCGAUGGACUGCGCGCGAGAUUCUCAGCGGACAGGUUCCCCCACCACCAGCCGCCGCCCCGCUCCUACAGGUACUCAACUCGAGAGUUUUUGCUGGCGUCGGAGGAGCCCAGAACGUUACGAACGAUGCCAUGUACAACGACAUUCCCGUCUACGACGAUUCGCGCGACAAUGUAGUAUGGCAAGGGCGCCAGGGUUCAGCAAUGGGCGAAGGCGUACGUAGGGAUCGUACAGGUUCUCUAGGCCAAGGAAACAACGACUACGAGUACAGAGACCGACCACAACGCUCAUCUGGCUGGGAAGAUGACGUUUACGAUCGACAACCAUCCUCAGCACCCCUCGGUCGAUCCUUCUCCACGCGCGCGAACCCCAACGAGACAUUCGACCGCAUGGACACACGGAACCGCUCCUCCACUUUUGGUGACGACUACUCAUACAGCGAUCGCAAGCCCGGCCGACCGACAGCUCCAAAGCCAGUAUUUGGACAAACAACGGGUCAGAAGAAGGCGGGGCUACAAUCCGACCAGGCGAUUGCCAAGUUCACCUUUGACGCAGACCAACCGGGCGAUCUGGGCUUCAAGAAGGGCGAGAUCAUCACGAUUCUGAAGAGGACAGACAACGAGACAGACUGGUGGACAGGCAGAGUCGGGAACAGAGAAGGCAUCUUCCCAAGCAACUAUGUCGAGACUGUCUAG
Alternaria arborescens is the source of this 1257-nucleotide messenger RNA. Its product is annotated as SH3 domain-containing protein. Gene Ontology annotation, molecular function: phosphatidylinositol binding; actin filament binding. Gene Ontology annotation, biological process: actin filament bundle assembly; actin cortical patch localization. The record is from RefSeq and is a predicted model, not a curated record. The transcript is spliced from 4 exons. Bases 1 to 1257 code for a protein of 418 amino acids. Lineage: Eukaryota; Fungi; Ascomycota; Dothideomycetes; Pleosporales; Pleosporaceae. Gene Ontology annotation, cellular component: actin cortical patch.